UCUAAAACUCGGCACUUGCCGGUAUCCCGCUGUUCAUUGGCGCUUAGCCUACCUUCGAUUGUAACCAUGGCAGAACAACUAUCUGAAGAGCAAAUAUCUGAGUUCAAGGAAGCAUUCUCCUUGUUCGACAAAGACGGAGAUGGCACGAUAACCACGAAAGAGCUCGGAACUGUUAUGCGGUCAUUAGGGCAAAAUCCUACUGAAGCUGAACUUCAAGAAAUGGUCAAUGAAGUCGAUGUGGACGGAGACGGUACCAUCGAUUUUCCAGAGUUUCUGUCGAUGAUGGCGCGUAAGAUGAAGGACAUCGAUAGCGAAGAGGAAAUCAAGGAAGCGUUCAGGGUUUUCGAUAAGGAUGGUAAUGGCUUCAUUAGCGCCGCUGAGUUAAGACACGUAAUGACGAACCUUGGUGAAAAGUUAACUGAAGAAGAAGUGGAUGAAAUGAUGAGAGAGGCAGAUCAGGAUGGAAAUGGAACCAUUGACUACAAUGAAUUCGUAAACAUCAUGUUAUCAAAGUAAACCUUCGCGUCCGCUGGGCUUCGAAGUUGUAAAGCUACAAUAUGCACGACUGUCAGUCAAUCCGUCUCAAAUAAUUCGAUUCUGUAUUACGUAGGUAAUAUCAUCAUGCUCUAAAAGCUCUUGCAAGUAGUCACCAACUCAACCGUGGUCACUGGUGUGCCAACCAUGGUUUCAUCGUUCUAUAAGCUCAUUUGGUUUCAAGCUCACUACAGCUCGUGGG
This is a messenger RNA of Lentinula edodes (shiitake mushroom), 736 nucleotides long. Its product is annotated as calmodulin. The coding region runs from base 67 to 516 and encodes 149 amino acids. NCBI's taxonomy places the organism in Eukaryota, Fungi, Basidiomycota, Agaricomycetes, Agaricales, Omphalotaceae. Gene Ontology annotation, molecular function: calcium ion binding; enzyme regulator activity. The transcript has 8 exons. The record is from RefSeq and is a predicted model, not a curated record.